This is a messenger RNA of Ylistrum balloti, 681 nucleotides long. RefSeq names its product thiopurine S-methyltransferase-like. The record is from RefSeq and is a predicted model, not a curated record. Gene Ontology annotation, molecular function: thiopurine S-methyltransferase activity. The transcript has a single exon. Bases 1 to 681 code for a protein of 226 amino acids. Lineage: Eukaryota; Metazoa; Mollusca; Bivalvia; Pectinida; Pectinidae.
AUGGAUGACAAAACGAUGCAAGGCUGGCUUAACUGUUGGGAGAGAAAAACUAUUCCCUGGCACCACACUGACGUCCACGAAGCUAUAGAGAAGUAUUAUGAAAUAUUGGCAGCGUCACCAACAGCCAAGAACAAAAUAUUCAUACCUCUGUGUGGGAAGACUGUAGAUAUCAAAUAUCUGGUAGACCGCGGGAGCGAGGUCGUGGGACUGGAAGCUUCCGAAAUAGCAGUGAGAGAUUUCUUUACAGAACAAAAUAUCGAAUACACCUCGGAGGACGUCCCUGCCGUGAAAGGAAAAUUAUACCGGUCAAGUGACAAAAUGAUCAAGAUAUACUGCUGUGACCUGUUUUUAUUUUCUGCUGAAGUAGAAUCUGGAUUUAGUGGUAUCUGGGAUCGAGGUGCUUUGGGUGCCUUUUCAUCUGAAGAUCGCAGAAGAUAUAUUGAGAUAAUGAAAACACUAACACAUCCAGGGAUAGGUUACUUGCUCGAAGUGGCGGAUAGGGAUCCAGAGAAAGGACCUCCAUUUUUUGUUUCGUUUGACGAACUCGAACAAGGAUUUGGGCAAGGGUGUGGAGUAAGUAACCUCUGUACUGUGGAAAAAACACCACCUGGGAUGAUGGAUUUGCCCGUAAAUUACGCGGACCUGAAAGGCAUGAAAGUUUAUCGUCUUACUUUUCAAUAA